Molecule: messenger RNA, 1065 nt
Organism: Acanthosepion pharaonis
Lineage: Eukaryota; Metazoa; Mollusca; Cephalopoda; Sepiida; Sepiidae
Source: the annotation of a GenBank genome assembly
AUGAGUUAUUUCUUCCUUUUACUUCUGUCUUUCUUUCUUUCUUUCUUUCUUUCUUUCUUUCUUUCUUUCUUUCAAACAUUUUGCAUUUUGCAAGUUUUCUUUUCAAUCUCUCCACCUCCUAUCUUUUUUUUUCUUUUCGUAGUCGCUUUUUCACUUCUUUCUACUUUUUGCCUACUUCUUUCUUUUUUCUUUCUUUUCACUCUCUCUGUUUUUCUUUCUUUCUUUUUCUUUCUUUCUUUGUUUCUUCCUUUCUUUCUGUUGGAUCACCUUGCUCUCUGUUUUUUUCUUCUUCCUUUCCUAUUUACUUUUUCUUUCUUUCUUUCUUUCUUUCUUUCUUUUUUCUUUAUUUUAUCUUUCUAUUGUUUCUUUCUUUCUUCUUUUCAAUCUCUACACUUUGUUUUUAUGCUUGUUUCUUGUAAUCCAAUCUUCUUUGUUUUUCUUCCUUUAUAUAUUUUGUUAUUCAUAUCCCUCUAUAUUCGACUUCUUUUUCUUUCUUUUCUCUCGCUCUAUUUUUGGUGUCUUUCUUUCUCUUUUUUCAUUCCCUCUAUUUUUUUAUUUUUCCUUUUCUCUUUCCAAAAUCUUUUUUCUUUCCAAUCCCACGAUAGUUUGCUUUUUUGUAUUUGUUAUCUUUCUUUCUUUUCACACUCUCUGAUUUUCCAUAUCUUUUUUCUCUCUUUCUUUUCACUCCCUCUGCUUUUCGGUAUAUUUCUGUUUUUCUUGUCACUCUCUCCUCUUUUCCGUAUCUUUCAUUUUCUCUUUCUUUUCAUCCUCUCCGCUUUUCCGAAUCUUUCUUUCACUCUUUCUUUUCAAACCCAGUUUUCUUUCCUACAUCUUUCUUUCUUUAUUCAUUUCAUUUUUUUCUUUCUUUCUAAUCUCUAUACUGUAUGCUUGUUUGUGCCUUUGUUCGUUUCGUUUCGUUUCGUUUCUUUCUUUUUUUCUUUCUUUCUUUCUUUUUUUCUUUCUUAUUUCUGUAUAUUAUUUCCCAUUAUCGUUUGCUGCAACGUCCACUUUCACCUUUUCAUUCCUAAAUCGUUCAUUCCUUUUACACAUCCAUUUCUUUUCUAA